This is a messenger RNA of Zingiber officinale, 1374 nucleotides long. RefSeq names its product polygalacturonase At1g48100-like. Gene Ontology annotation, biological process: carbohydrate metabolic process. The record is from RefSeq and is a predicted model, not a curated record. Gene Ontology annotation, molecular function: polygalacturonase activity. The transcript is spliced from 8 exons. Lineage: Eukaryota; Viridiplantae; Streptophyta; Magnoliopsida; Zingiberales; Zingiberaceae. Bases 1 to 1338 code for a protein of 445 amino acids.
AUGUCUUGUUGCAACGUGAGAGGUGGAAGGCAGUACUACUCAAUUAUUUCCAUUGUUCUACUCUUGUUGGCCUUCGUAUCACCAUUGAAGUGUUUAGCUAAAAGGCAUGACCUUGAGCUUGAUCUUCCUAUCAGUUCUUACAAGCCGCAUUCCAAAACCUUUAAUGUCUUUCUUUAUGGUGCUACUGGAGAUGGAACCACUGACGAUUCAAAGGCCUUUAAAGCAGCAUGGAAAGCUGCUUGCUUGGUCCCUAGAGCAACAGUUGAGAUACCUUCAGGCUUUACAUUUCUUGCUAAACCGAUCACACUUGAGGGUCCAUGCAUGCCUCAACUUAUUCUCCAGAUAGAUGGGACUCUUGUAGCCCCUCCUGCUGUGGCAAAAUCCAAGCGUUUACAAUGGAUCAACAUAAAAUGGCUUCAUGACUUCACCUUACAAGGAAGUGGCAGUGUAGAUGGUCAGGGUUUUGUCCUGUGGAAUAGCUCUGAAAUCCACCACAUUGAGAAAGAGACCAAAGAUGAGUCUUCUGUGAGGCCAACUAUCCUAAGGUUUUACAAGUGCUACAACGUGACCAUUCAUGGCAUUCAGAUCAUCAACAGUCCUCAGUGCCAUCUGAAGUUUGACAACUCUAUCGGCAUCAUAAUCAGAAACAUCUCAAUUUCUUCGCCGAAAGACAGUCCUAACACAGAUGGUAUUCACCUUCAGAAUACUUACGAUGUCGAAGUUAAGCACUCUGAUAUCGGAUGCGGCGACGAUUGCAUAUCAAUACAAACCGGAUGCUCUAAUGUCCACAUACACCAUAUCAGAUGCAGUCCAAGCCAUGGGAUCAGUGUGGGAGGACUUGGGAGAGGAAAUAGUUUGGCCUGUGUCUCUAACAUCUCUGUCGAAAAUAUCCUUGUUCAGAAUGCUCUAUCUGGAGUAAGGAUUAAAACAUGGCAGGGUGGUAUAGGAUCAGUGAAGAAUGUAUCAUUCUCCAAUGUUAGAGUUGAUCAUGUCGACACGCCCAUUGUGAUUGAUCAGUACUACUGCAACAAGAAGUGGUGUAGAAACAAGACUGAUGCAGUAGCCAUCUCUGAGGUCAUGUACAGAGGAAUAUCAGGGACCUAUUCCUUUGAACCUGUGCAUAUAGCUUGCAGUGAUAGCAUGCCAUGUACUGGAGUUGCUCUGGAGGACAUCAAGCUAUCCCCGGUAAAUGAAACCGAAGAUCGCAGGGAGGCCUUCUGCUGGAAUUCAUAUGGGGAGUCACAGGGCCUGCUCCAACCAUCUAGUGUUGGUUGCCUAGAGAGGACUACCAAGACGAUCAAGGCCCUGACCAAGUCUCACAAUGACUCUUGCUACUGAAUUGUACUGGUUAAAUUCUAAAUGCCAUACUUCUCU